Molecule: messenger RNA, 1093 nt
Organism: Cajanus cajan (pigeon pea)
Lineage: Eukaryota; Viridiplantae; Streptophyta; Magnoliopsida; Fabales; Fabaceae
Product: light-harvesting complex-like protein 3 isotype 2, chloroplastic
Source: RefSeq, a predicted model, not a curated record
CCACAAGAGUAUGGUAUAGUGGUAUACCUUUUUUCCCUUUCCAUUUCGCUUGUGUUGUGCUGAGGAUAGCCACAGCCCCAGAAAUAGAAACCAUUAACUCACCACAACCACCAUGUUCUGAACUCUGCAACCCCCAACCAAGUUAAUGCAAGUGCGAACCAUGUCAACCACCAUGGCCUCGUUCUCUCCCCCCACUCACCUCUCCGCCACCGCUCCUUCCUCCCACUCCAAACCCCGCCUCAACAAGACCAACCUCUUCUUCUCUCUCCGCCCCAAGACCCUUGCUUUCUCUCCCUUGAAGGCCGCCGCUGAGAACGGCCUCGGGACCGCCGUGGAACCGCCGCCGGAGCAGGCCGUGCCGGAGCCUUCCCCGCCGCUCGAGGAUGCCUCUGUGGGGACCAAUGGGGCUGCUGCGGCUCUGACUGAGGAAGUGAAGGUUCUUAGUGGCUUCGUGGAUCCGAGGUGGGUUGGAGGAACAUGGGACUUGAAGCAGUUUAAGAAAAAUGGCACCACUGAUUGGGAUGCUGUUAUUGAUGCUGAGGCUAGGAGGAGAAAAUGGCUUGAGGAUAACCCAGAAUCAUCCAGCAACGAAAGUCCUGUAGUUUUUGACACCUCCAUCAUACCUUGGUGGGCAUGGAUGAAGAGGUUCCAUCUCCCUGAAGCUGAACUGCUCAAUGGGCGAGCCGCAAUGAUAGGGUUCUUUAUGGCGUAUUUCGUUGAUAGCUUGACAGGAGUAGGUCUAGUUGAUCAAAUGAGCAACUUCUUUUGCAAAACCCUGCUGUUCGUUGCAGUGGCGGGAGUACUUCUUAUCCGAAAGAACGAGGACCUUGACAACCUUAAGAAGCUAUUUGACGAGACCACAUUAUAUGACAAACAAUGGCAAGCAACUUGGCAGGAUGAGAAUUCUAGCACUUCCAAAAAUGAGUAAUGGAAUUGCUGUUUUGUAGUUCUUCCUCCCCUUUUCUGUCUCUUAAUACAGUUCACUUUUAAUCUUGUUAGAACAAAACAAGACAUGGAUAUGAAUUAGACAUUGUAUUUCAAUUCGUUCUCUCGGGUGUGUGUGUGUGUUUGCAAUGAAGGAUUUUUCACGAGA